AAAACGACGCAAAAUAUUGUAUACAAUAACAUUGGUAACGUUUAUUCAUUUAUUGCACAAUGUGUGUAGAACUGUAGAGUGUAGACACGAAAUAGUUAAUCGCCGUCGUCAUUAGUCAGUCAGUGUUAUCGCAAACAGAGAAAAUACCGGAAACCGAUUGGUAACGUGACGAAGCUAAUAACGAUCCCGUAAACAAGAAUCAAUGAUGUUCGCAGGCAGCUGCAGCGCUUUAAUGGAUCUUUGAGCCGCCGCAGUGUUAUCGCGUCGCGGACAGCACUGUAGAAAAGACGCGGGAAACGAUGAUGACAAAGGCGCCCAACGCGGUCGGACGACUGUCAAAACCAACCUGAGAAACUUCGUCGAAACCGAUUUUUUGUCAUUGAUACAUAUAUAGUAGUAUAUAGAACAACGAUUCACAACAACGUGGCGACGAGCCGAACGAAUUCGGAAGACUGCUGACUAACGUAGUAACGUCGGACAUUGAUGGUGCGGAGGGCGGACGCGCCAAUCCCCUCCUCCCCACAAUCACCGCAGUACUGUGGCAAAAACCGUACUAUAGCGCUUAUAACGUUCGGACGGCGCGCGGCGACAGACACCACACCGCACCCCGUGCACCAUCGUCGGGUCAAUCGUAGACCGUAGUCUCCGCUCGACGUUCGCGGUACGCAGCACGAACCUACACGGCUACACCACAGUGUUACGCACGGGUACACGACAAACCACGCCACCACGGUGAAUAGUCUUUCAUUGAAUUUCGUCUGUUGUUCAAGUGUUUUGCCGUACGUUCGUUCUGUGCCUGACCGUCGUCACGUCGCCUCCUUGCUACGCUCGGUACAUGUAUCCGCUCUCAACUGCAGAGCCCCUCAGCGUUGCGCCGGUUUUUGUUUCGCGUAAACCGUUCGAUUUCGUCUCAUUCCGACGAUCUGAACUCAGCCCACGCGUGUUGUCGUCGAUUACAAUGUGAAUACAGUAUUAUGUGAUCGUUAGAGCGUUUUCCUCCGGCUCCGACAACAUUAGUUACCACGUGAUGUUAUGGUGGUACUGGUACUGUCGUCGUACCGUCCGAACCAGAUAUUUCGGUGAUCCACCUGGCGCCGCCGCAACUGCGUCACCCCCCCCCACAUCCUACUAGUACAGUCGCCAUUUUUGUUUGUCGAUUACCGGUUCAUUUGCUACCGAACCGUGGUUGUGCUAGUACUUGCGCACGUUUUUUUUCGAAAUAAUGGGAGACGCCGACGACCCAUCCCGGGAUUCAAACCAACUCCCUCGAAACGACGAACUUGAUCUCAAAGAAGACGAACAUUACUUCGCCAAACUGUUGACACACCUUCAGACGUUCUUGCCGUUUCUUACCCAAGUGAUCGACAAUAGCCAACUGUUGGAAAUUCUACCCGAUCGCGUGUCCAAGUUGCGGUAUUUGUACGAGCUGGUGGACGCCAAAAGGUUGUCACCAGAUCGUCUAAAAACUUGUAAAAAAGUAUUUUAUGAUUUAUACGAUAACUACAGUAAUCCGUUAAACUACUAUUUACCUGCAGAUUUUAAAACUAGUUGGAUGCAAGAAACAAAGUUAAAUGAUGAAGAAAAGAAUGUAUCCUCAGAAGUAAGAUAUACAUCUAACGAAAGUAAUCAAAACCAAAAUAGUGAGUCUGAACUUUCUAGUAAAAUACCAGUAGCAAGUACUAGUUAUGAAAAAAUAGCAAACAAUCAAAUGGAUUGUCUAGAAGAUUUGACACCAAAUAAUGAGAUUACUAGUAAUAAAAACAUUAAAACUGUUAAAAUUGGUGAGUCAUCUUGUAGCAAAAAUUCAAUCGUUGAUCCUGUGCUUUCAAAGAAUGAUCUACCUGAAUUCUCAGACAGUCGUCUAAGGCUAAAUAAGAUGAUUGGUUUUGUAGCCAAUCUUUCUAUUGAAAAACUUAAUAAGUCUGAUGCAUCUACCCCUCAUACUGAACUUACUACACAAAUUUUUGAUGAAAUAAUCAAACAAAAUAAUGAUCCAGUUAUUUAUAAAGAUAUGUUAAAAGAUAUCAACAUGGAUGAUAUUGAUGUUAACUAUGUGAAAAAAGUAAUCGACGGUAUACAAAGAGCUAGUUUCGUGGAACCUGUUCAGCCACCACCAUUACCCCCUUCGGAUCUUAUGGAUUUAGGAGCAUCAACCAUAAGUUUAAUAUCAACUAUAGAACCAAAUAUCAGUGAAAGGACUCAUGAUAAUGUUUUAUUAAAUAAAUCUUCUACCAUUAUUCGUCCACAAUUGAACACUGAAAUAAAUAAAUUGCAUAAGACUGGGUUGUCAAACCAAAUUCAACCAAAGUUUAUAUCUGCUUUAAAACCAGGCACAUUAAUUGAUCUUGAAAAUUCAAAAGUAGUUAGUGCAUCAUUGCAUAUAGAGUCUCUUAGACCAAUUAUCAAAUCGAAUGAGAAAAACACUGAUAUUAAAACCCCUGUGGCUGACAUAAGUGUCCCUCGUGAUCCAAGAAUAAGGCACAAACCUUUAUUAAGUUCUGAAAACAAUGUUAGUCCAUUUAAUCCACCUGCAUCAUUAUUAUCAAAUGGGCAAUAUACUUUUCCAACUCCUUAUGCUUCAAAUAGAGACAAUUCAAAUGCCAAAUUAUUUGAGACAAGAGCACAGGAAAUAUCUGUAUAUGGUGGUCAAAGUUCGUCAAGCCAUACAUAUAUUCAACCCUUAAAUCCACUAUUUUCUUCAGAGCAUAAUGGUAGCUCUAUUCAAUUUAAAAACAGACCAUUGUCACAAUAUCAAAAACAUAAUCGUAAUGAUGAUAAAAGAAAUGAUUUUGGUCAAUUCAGUAAUUCUACCAUAAUGCAUGUUAGUCCAUCCCAUACUGAGCCAUUGACAAAGUAUUGUGAUCCAGUGCCAUACAAAUCUCACAGUCAUGAUGUAUCCAAGAGAGAUCCAAGAAUAUUGAAAAGUGUCAAGACUCAGGUGUCGCACUCUGCAGUUGGCAGAAUUCAGCAUUCUAAUUAUAAAGAGUAUAGAGAAGCCAAGUACAGGGAACAAAAUAAAGGAUUGCCAAAGAAUAAAAACCAAAUGAACCAGGACCAUGAUCAACAUCGUAACUUAAUGCAUGAUAAAAUAGAAAAAAAUAACAUCAUUGAUUCUUCUUACAAUACUUUUGGACCUGUAAAUGAAACAGCUAAUAUUAAAAGUUUCAAGAUACCCAAAAUAAAACAUAACGAAGAACUUAAUGACAAUAGUACAGAGAAAGACUCAAAACCUAAAACAUUUGAAGUUAAUAAAAAUAACACAGAUGUCUUAAAAACUGAGAAAAAUACCAAAAUACACUUGAAAGCUGAUACAAUCAGAGAAGACAAUUUAGUAGAUAGUCAGAACACUGAAAUAAAAAAAAGCAAAAAUUCCAAAAAAGACCCUAAAAUAAAUGACUGUAACACGGAUAAAGACUUACUACUUGGAAUAACUAAAAAUAGUAAUACAGAAAAAGAUCUAAAAAUUAAAACAAUGUUAAUGAAUGCCGAAUCAGCAAAAGAUGAUAGCAGUCCAGAAAUUACUACCAACAUUCCAAGUCAGGUAAAUAAGGAUGAACUUGAUUCUAAAUCUGAACAAAAUAGCAUUUUAAUAGACCGUAAAGAAGAAAAUAAGCCUAAGAAACAAAAAAAAUAUUCCAAAGAAAAAGAAUUUGAAAAAAUUGUAAGAGAUGCCAAGAGUUUAAAUGGUGAUGUAUGGGGUCCAAGAACAAGAAGUUGUGUGGUGAAAAAACAAGAAAUCUUAAAAACUUUAAAAGUAAGCAACUCAAAGCCAAAAUUAGAAAAAGACAUUACAGCAAAAAAUUAUAAAAAAUUGGAAUCUGGUGAAUGUAGUAAGAACCUUGAUAAUGAAUCAAUUCCAAACUUGGAAGAUAUUAGUGUACAGAAAGAAAUUGGACAUAAUAUUAUAUCAUCUACAUCAAAGGAACAAUCAGGCGUUAUAAAUUCUACAACAACUGAAAUCAUGUGUAUAAAUCAAGAAGAAAAUAUUGUUUCUUCUAAUGAAAUUAAUUCUACAGCGGAUAAUAAAUCUACAAUUGAUCAGAAAGCUUUAAUUGACAUAUUGAAAAAUCCGAAGUUUAUGUCUGUGAUAAGUAUAUUUCAAGAUAAUGAUAAAUUGGAAAAACUUACCAAAUUGUUAGAAAGUCCUGAUGUCAAUACCAAUAGUGAUAAAUUAAAAAAAAAAGAUGUAUUAAAUAAAGAACAACUUGGAAAAAAAAAGAUCAAAAGAAAAAUGAAAAAAGAAAAAAGGAAACUGAGAAAAAUGAAGAAAAAUAUUGGUAAAGUAAGUAAAGAUAACAUUUCAGUCGAUACUAAUUUUAGUCAAGUAGAAAAUAUAGUAAGAACUAAAAAGAAAAAUAGCCAAAUAAAUGAAGGAAAUACUAGUUCUGAAAAUAUUUAUUGCAAUUCAUUAACUGAUCAACAUAAAUCAAAAUUUAUCAAACGUAAAAAAUCUAAAGAAAGUUAUGGCAAUUUUGAAAUUCGCAAAGAUAAAUGCAAACCAGAAUUAAAAGACUUAAAAAUUGUUAUUGCUAAAUUUGAUAAAAAUGUUAAAAGAAGUGAAAACUUUAAUUCGGAUAUUUCAAGUACAAGCAAUGAUAAACAAACCAAUAGUCAAUCAAUAAAUGUUGAAGUACCUGAAGAAAUAAAACCUAAGAAACCUUUUUUGGGUCCAUUAAGUGUUAAAUUAGCAAGACAAAAAUUGGAAAUGGAACGUAGUAAUUCCCAAAAUGAACUGGACAUUAAAAACAAACUUGAAUCUGAAACUAAAAAAGUUAGAAAGGGAUCAAAAUCUGUUAAUAUAUUUGAUGAAAAAGGAAAAUUAAAUCCUGAAACUGUUACUAGUUUAAUGGUAGAUCAACCAACUGUUUUAAUUUGUCCUCUUGAAAUUCCUAAAUCAUUUGUCGAUGAAAUCAACUCCAAUAAGUCAGUUGAGCAGAAUUCUAAUAUAUCAACUUUUAAUGUUAACAAACCAGAAUUUAAAAAGGCUAGACCGUCAGAAUUAGAUAAACUGCAUGCUGAUAUUAGUGAAAUGUUUGAUUGUAAAGCUGUGUUAAAUGCUCCAAUUAUACGACAAUGUAGAACCAAUAAACAAAUUGACUAUGUAAAUACGAAUGUAGUUACGUCAAAAAAAAAGAAAACUUCAAAUAUCGAAGAAUUGGAUUCAAAUGAUGAUCAAAACGAGUUAAACCUUAAUGUAGAAAAAACAAAAAGCACAAAAAAGAAAGUUAAAAAAUCAACAAUUAAAUUAAAUACAAAGAAAAAUACAGUUAAAAAGUCAAUGGCAAACAAAACUUUACCACCAGUAGUUGUAAAAACUGCAGUUUUAAACAAAACAUCCAAUAAGCAACAGGAUAAUUUAAAAAAAAAAAAGAAGAAAGGAAACAAGAAAUUUAAGAAGUUUAAUCGAAGGAAUUCGAAGGUGGUACUGUGUGAUGAAUUUAAGUUGAAUAAUGUGUUGGAAAAUAAAACAUCUACCGAAAUAACAUCUAAAAUUGGCACAGAAAAUACAUUUUAUUUUCAAACUGCUGAUAAUUCUUUGGAAUGUAAAUUUUGUAAUUACAAGGGUACAGGAUUGAAUAUUGUUCGUCAUUAUAAAGAUAAACAUUGCGGGGAAGAAGUUUUACCAUCCAGAUUACCCAAGAAUUGUACUGAAUCUUUAAUACAACAAUCUCUGAAAGAAAAUUUCGGAUAUUUAAAUAGCCAAGAUUCAAAACCUUUUUGUGUUCAAUCUGUGAAUGUUAACUUGAAUGUUAACUUUACCUGUGUUUUUUGUCAAGUUAUAUUCCAUGAUUAUUUUAAGUUCUAUGAUCAUUUAACUGAUCACACUGGAGAAUACAGGUACAAAUGUAAGAUGUGCGAACAAAUUUAUUCAAAUGAAGAUGAUUUGGAUAAACAUAUUUUAGAACACCCAGAGUAUGAUAAAACUGAUGGAGUUUCACAUUUGAUAUUUCCAAAUCCAAUUCGGGGUGAAUACGUUUUUGGAUAUUUAUGUUCCUUUUGUUAUUAUAUUCAACUUUAUUACAACAACAUAGUCAAGCAUAUGGCAUCAAAACAUUUUGAUGAAGAUAAAAAAUUGAAUGGUCAUUGGACAGUUAUACGUAUUAGUAUGUCUGAGACAGAUAUAGGAUAUACAGAUUCUUCAAUUGAUUUUGUGAAUUUGGUAGGAUGUUUACCUCCUAUUCAGUUUGAUCAAGUUAUAUCUAAAAGUAGUGAUAAUGAAGACCAAAACCAACAAUUAACUGUAACAGAUUUAAAUGUACUAUCAAAUGAGCAAGAACAACAAAAUUCAUUUUUUUCUAUUAAAAAAGAGUGCAACGAUCAAAAUAUUGACGAAAUUCCACACAAGUUAAUUAUUGAUGAGAGUCCAGCAGAGUUAUCUAUUUAUGAAAAUCCAGCAGAUUUAACAAUUAAUACAAACUUUCCAGAGUUAACUAUUAAUGAAAAUCCUCCAGAGUCAAAUAUUGAUGAAAAUCUGCCAGUUAUUCAUAAGAAUCCUUCAGUAUCAGUAUAUGAUACUAUUCUGCCAGAGUCUAAUAUUCUCCAAUUUUUAACAGAACAAGCCAAUAAAUCUCUUACAAAAGAAAUAAGAAUCAGCACAGAACAGCCCGUGAUUGAAUAUUCUGAAUACACAUUAAAAGAUAAAUCUGAAAAAUGUGUAUUAUCUGGGUUAAGUUGUGAAUUGAUAAAUUCAAUGUUAUUGUUUAAAUGCUCAGUAUCAAAUUGCCUAGAAAAUCAAUUUUCAACUGUAGUUUUGAUUGAUUUUUCCAAGCAUAUAAAUAAGAAUCAUUCAUUUGUAAAAUGGGAUGGGAAUUGCGAAGCGUGCCAUGAAAAGCCCCAGACAGCUUCUGAACAAUAUUAUGUAAGAAAUGCGUUAGAACAUUUAAUUGCUCAUCAUUUGGUCCUAAAGAAUAGUGAACAACAUCCGGAUACUACUUUAGCAAAUCUUGGAGAUUCAAAGAUUGAAAGUUCAUCCUCUUGUCAUGAUACUGUCAAAAAUACUCCAGUUCUAGUGAGAGUUCGUAAUUUGCCUGGUGAUACAUUAUCCAUUCGUAAAUCUAGCAGUUCAAGUAUUACCAAUAUUUGUGAUGUGGCUGUUAAUAAAUCAGUAAAUGAUGAUAACAAUUCCAUAAUGAAAAACGUGAAUCCAAACAUUAAUCAUGGUUCUAAUGAUGAAAGGUUUCCAUUAUUGAGUUCACGAAUUUCGGAUAUUAAGAGUUUAAAAAAGGGAAAAGUAAAGACUUCUAAUAUAAACUCAAGUGCUUCUGAUAACAAUGAUCUUAAUAUGUGGAUGAAAGCAAAAACAAAUUGUGAAGUUGUUCUUCCGAAUUCCGAAAUAUUUCUUGAAGAAGGUCAACAAAUUGUUAAUAAUGGUGUGCCCGUAGGUGGUACAAUUUGCUUAAUAGACACAGCAUAUACAAAAGAUUAUAUUAGAAAAGUACGAGAUUUGCCGAUGAAUGUGAUGAAAACACGAAUAGCUUUGAAUGAAAUGUCUGCUCUACCAAGACUAUUGGGUCUUUUUAAAUGUAUGGACAGAUCCUGCACAAAAAUUUUCAACUCUAAAGAUUUAUUUAAAUUACAUAUGAAAUUACAUUUUUCAAAUGCAGAAAAAAAAAAAAAAAACCAAAUGUACAAUGUUGAACAGUUUAAAAUGUGUGCCUAUUGCUUUAAAGCAUUUGACAAUGAAGAAUCUUUGGCUGAUCACAUUGCUGAAAAAUACUCAUUUUGUGAAUAUUUUUGCCCUCAUUGUUUUUAUCGCGCUUAUACUGCCUCUCAUGUUUUGGUUCAUCAGUCUGUAGUUCAUACCAACAUAUCCAAACAUUGUAUAAUAAAACUUGAAUAUGAUGAUGGUGCAUGUAAAUACCCAAAAGAAAUGUUAUUGGUGGUAGACUUUAAAGAGUUUGUAUUGCCUUAUAAAUGCAACGUUGGUUGCUGUGGUUUUUCUUGCUAUCUGCAUAACGAGUUUGUAGAGCAUUUGAAUCAAGAGCAUCAACAGUGUGAUAAAUUCUGUUGUUACAUUUGUGCUACUAAAGAUGACGGCGGUGAAGGAUUUUUUGCACUCCAUCCAAGUUUAAUGAUUACACAUUUUAAGCUUCAUAACUUAAACAAAUAUCAAUGUAUUUUCUGCUUGUUUGGUAGUGAAAUUAUUGAUUCAAUGAUAAAGCAUUUAGCGUUUGAACAUUUUGAAUAUGAGCCUUUAUGCUUGGAGCGUUCUACGGUAUCUGAUAAUUGUGAAUCUAAAAAUAUUAGAAAUUUAAAAAUUUUAAGAUUGAAAAAAGUUAUUGACAAUGGGAUAGUAGAGACAGUAAAUUUACCUGCAGAAACAAUCUCUGUACCUGAAGUUGUGCCACAGCGGUCUAAAAAAAGAUCUAUUGAGUGUCCUGAUGUUCUAUCAGUAGCUAUGAAGUCUGCUCGCAUUGAUGAAGGAUCUCAACCAUCAGAUACAAUAGUUAUUACAGUUCCUGAUAGUGCGCAAAUGGCAGAAAGUAGUACUUCGAUGCCGUUAGCUAUUGAUAAUGAAUUUAUUAUGAUUGAUGAUGUGAACCAAAAUGAUAUGCAUGAAACACUUAAAAUAAAUCGCAUUUGGUCUGAAUCUAAUAACAAGGAAAAAGAGCCUAAUGUGUCAUCAAAUAAUGAUAUUAUUGUUAUUGAUGAUGAAGACGACGUUGAUUUGUCCGAGAAAGAACUUAAUGAGGGUCCUACAAAAAGAAUAUGUUUAGAGGUCGAAGAAUCAAUUAAUGGAUCAAAGAAGGCCAAACGAUUGGCAUUUCCAGUUAUUGAAUUGGAUAAAUUGUUUGUUUGUAAUGAAUGUGAAGAAGUUUUCUCAGAUGGGGAUAAGUAUUUUGCCCACUUAAACGUAUGUCCCUUUUGGGAUAGUGUGGCUGGUCAGCAAUGUCCGUAUUGUGUUAAAGUAUUCAAAACUGCAUUAAACAUGACUGAACAUAUCAAACUUCAUGGACCUGAUCGUUUUAAGUGUUACUUAUGCAAUUUAAAACUACCAUCCCAUCGAGCUAUUACACAUCAUAUGAGAAAUAGUCACAAAGUUAUACAUAUAGAUUUUGUACCUCAGCGUCCUAAUUUAUCCGAUUUUAAUAAAGAUGAUUUUAUUGUAUUUGAAGAUAAGACAGUUCAGAAGAAGAAACUAAAAAUAAAUAUGUUAACUUGUAACAAGUGUUCAUUUAAGGGCAAAACUCGUAAAAUUAUUAUUUCUCAUAUGAAGGCAGUUCAUAAUGCUGAGCAAGAUGUGGAUUGUGGAGACAAUGUAUAUAAGAUAACGCAAGAACAACCAAAUUAUAUGAAUAACUCUGUCAAUUCAUUAAUGCCUCAACAAAAUACAACCUUGAAAAGAAAACGUUCUACUAAUUUUGGCAACCAGAAAGGAUCACUAAAGGCAAAACCCAUUGUUAAAAACAAAUCAAAAAAUUUGUUUUUUUCUCCUGAUACUAUGGACAGUAUUCCAAAGUCUCAUAUAUUCUCAGAUCCGAUUAGUUGUUUAUUAUGUGCGUACAAUACAAAAGUGAGGUCCAAUCUUAUUAUACAUUUGAAUGGACAUACAAAAGGACAAGAUAAUACUACCAAGGAAAUUGUUAAUCCUGUACCUUCUAUUGGCAAGUCUGAACUUAUGUUUGAUAAGAUGAUCAAUCUCUCUGCGAGUUCAUUUGAUGCUAUGAAUACUGAAAAGAUGAAAAGAGAUGAACUUGAUAAGAAAAUUGUUGAAGUAGCCCCAGAUGGCAAUUUAAAUAUCUCUAUAUUUCCACAGUUCAUUUCAAAAAAUGUGCGGUAUAAAUGUUCAAUACCUCUUUGUACUUACACAGGUAUGACGGACGAUAUGCUAAAGACUCAUAUAUCAAUCCUUCAUCCUACCUAUCAGUGUUACAUAUGUCCACAUUGUUUACCUACCUGCAUUAUAUCUAAAAUUGUCGAACGAAAUCAAAUAGAAUUUCAUUUAAUGCAUCAUGGUGAAAAUUUAUAUCGCUGCCAAUACUGUGAUUAUAUUGACUUUAAUCGAGUUGAAAUGAGAACACACAUGAGAAAUACCCAUCUAUCAGAAAUAACUAGUUCAGUACAAUCCAAUAUUAUUGUAAUCAGACAAACAAUGUUGGAAGAUGAUACUAUUGACAGAGGUAGAAGCAAAGCUCCAUCUAAUGUGUCUCAAUGGAUAUGCAAUAUAUGUUCUACUGGCUUAAGAUAUACAGAAAAUGAGAUAACAUCACAUAUUUUUAUGGCUCAUAAAGUAUCAAAUAUGUUUAAAUGUCCUAUGUGUCAAUUUGAACACAAGGAUGAUAACCCUAAUAUAUUUGAAGAACAUUAUAAGUUGCAACAUCCGUCGGUAGCAGUUAAGUGCUUAAGAGUGUUUGAAAAGAUUACUGAUAAAGAAGUGUUGCCCAAACAGUCCAAUCAUUUAGGUGGUACUGAAAAUAUGCUGGAACAGCAAGCUUUAGAAAGUAUUGAACCUACACUCGUGCCUCCUACUUGCCGAGGAAUUCCUAUUGAAUCAACACCAUUGAAAACAUACAAUAAAUCUCGUGGUGUGUCAAAAAGUCCAAAAUCAACAACUAAAAGCUCUCCAAUUCAAUCUCAUAAACAGAAAACGUUAAUAGACGUUUUCAAUAAGAAUGAUAAAUUAGGAGCAAUAUCUUCAAAUGGUCACUUUGUUUGCCCUAAGUGCCAUGUAUUUGAAACUAUCAAUAUAGAACUUUUCCGUGAACACUUAUACAAAGAGGUCAACUAUAAAACAUGGAAAUGCUUGAUAUGUUUUGAAAUAUCCGAUUCUCCUAAGAAAAUGGCAUGGCAUGUUAAAAAACAUGGAAUUGGAAGCAAAUAUGAAAAAAUUGAAGAUGCUGAAAAAUUGAAAUGGGUCGAUCGAGUUGUUGAACAUCAACAUAUGUUAUUAGCUGAAUUAAAUGAAAAUAGUAAAGCAAAACAUGUAAAAAGUGUUGAGUCAAGUAAAACUGUAAUUGUUAAUAAUAAAAGGACAGCUUAUUCUCCAACUAAAAAAAAAAAUAUUGCACGUGUGAAAAAAGUAUUAGUCUCUCAACCUACCCCUGAUCCUGUAUCAAAUGACGAUAUCAUUAAUCUGGUAGAUGACUCCGAUAGUGAAUAAUUUGGCAAUACAUAAUUGUUAUGUAUCUAAGACUGACAAAUUGGCUGUUAAUUAAUUAAA
This is a messenger RNA of Myzus persicae (green peach aphid), 11161 nucleotides long. RefSeq lists its product as uncharacterized. NCBI's taxonomy places the organism in Eukaryota, Metazoa, Arthropoda, Insecta, Hemiptera, Aphididae. The record is from RefSeq and is a predicted model, not a curated record. Gene Ontology annotation, molecular function: DNA-binding transcription factor activity, RNA polymerase II-specific; RNA polymerase II cis-regulatory region sequence-specific DNA binding. Gene Ontology annotation, biological process: regulation of DNA-templated transcription.